AUGGCCGAAUCAACUUCUCUAAAGACUGAGCGAGGUGGCUCUUCACGCAACGAUGGACGAGGGACUGACUCUCGCGAGACGACUCGAGAUGAGUCCACUGGUGCUGGAGAGACGGGCAUCACCAAUGGCAAUGGAGCAGCAACUAAACCCAAUCCCAAAGACCCGACCAGACCGAGAAGAAAGAAGGCGAGACGAGCGUGCUUUGCUUGUCAACGGGCUCAUUUGACUUGUGGUGACGAACGACCUUGUCAGCGCUGCGUCAAGCGCGGUAUUGCCGACCAAUGCCAUGAUGGUGUCCGUAAGAAAGCCAAGUAUCUCCAUGACGCACCCCCGGAAGCCCUUUUACCGGGCGUGGGAGGAAACUACCAUCACCAUCUUCGCAACGGCUCCCAGUCGGCACCCAAUGCCCCGCAGAGCAGCUUGCCAAUGUCGCAAACUCCACUGGCUCAGUCGGCCCCCUUCUUCUCGCCCACGCAAACCUCUGGUUUCGACAUGUACCAACAAACAAGCUCCCAGAGUCAAAUGCAGCCUCCUAUGCAGAGCACCCCCGGAGGCAGCACGUUCAGUAACCAACAGACUCCAAUAUCUCCUCCCUUCCAAUUAGGGGGACACCAGCAAACGCCCCCUCUCCAAAACAUGGCUACCUCCAUGCCCCAAAGUGGCCAGUCAUCCGUUAAUCCGCUCAAUCAGUUUGGUGGCCCGCUCUUCGACCCGAGUGAUCCGGCCAUCUACAACUUCGAUGUGUCAAGCUUCAACUUCAGCAGUAACUACGGUGCGAUGGAGUUCGGCAUGCUUGGCCAGAUCGCGACCGGUGCUGGCGACAGUGAUAACGACAGCUCUCUGAACCCUCCCUUCCCCGGAGCCACGUACGGACAACAGCAACCGCAAGCAUUAAACUCCGGUAGCUUCUCCGACGCAUCGGGGCAGCAUUACCUGUUUGGUCAGGAUGCCCUUAUGCAGGCCGAUUGGCAAAGCUCCCAUCCACGACCUUCCAGCGUCAGCGGUCUGCUGAGCACUCCGCAUAAUACUCCCACUGUCGGACCAGUCGAUCUAGGCGGAGUGGCUACUGGUGGGAUGCCGAAUGCAUACGCAAUCGGUGCCGGACCAGGCAGUCUAUCAUCAGCAAGCCCUGGUUCAACGGCACAGGAGAUGGGUGGGUUUGAUAAUCAGCCCAUCUCCCCAAGCCUGUUCAGUACGCAGCCUCCGGGAGCGCAGCAGCAACACCAGAACCCUCAAACAUCGCAACAGCCCGUGCAACAGCUCCCUCCUCCACCUCCUCGGGUCACCAAACGACAGCGUGACGCCUCGGUCUGCUACAGCGUGAAAGAACCGUACGGAUAUACCGCCUCGUUUCACGCCCUAGUCUCGACCCUUCGUUCCCGGCUCGGCCAUGGCAAUCUGGUUCGUGUCGCACGCUCCCUUUCUGCGGUUCGUCCGUCGUUCAUCUCCUGCCAAGAGCAUCAAUCGCGGGAGGAUCUCGUCCACGCGGAGAAAAGCUUCCAGCGCUGGCUGUGGGAAUAUGAAGGCUACUUGAAUGCUCACGGGACGCCGACGAUCAUCCUGAGACGGACGGGAGAAGUUGCCGCGUGUAGCAAAGAGUUCUGUAUCUUAACCGGGUGGAACAGAGAGGUGUUGCUCGGCAGGGAGAAGAAUCACAACAGCAACCGGUGGGAGGUGAAGGAUAGCCGGGUCGGCACUGGGAAAGCCGGGCUAAAUACACCGCGAAUCCCGACCCAGGAACAAGAGCGGGAGCGAAACAUGAGAAAUGGCACCCGGAGCCCCGAGCUCCAAAAGCCAGUCCCGAUCUCGAUCGCCGAGCUGCUGGAUGACGAUUCCGUGGUCCAGUUCUUCGACGACUUCUCGCGCCUUGCUUUCUCAGCAUCGAACGACUGGGUGAUGCGACGGGGACGGAUCUUAAAGUACCGCGAGCACCCCCCCGAUAGAGCGGCGGCGGAGACGGGUCCCAUGCAGGAUGUAGACGGGAGGACCGGAGGGAUGGAGGGGGAGGCGGGGAUGAAUCGGUUAGGUGAGAAGGAAGGGAGCGUGGAUACCAUGUUCUGCUGGCAUGUGAAAAGUGAUUUGUUCGGGAUGCCCGCCUUGUUGGUUAUGAACGUGAGUCUUGCCCCCGUCCCCACCUUCGUUUACACUCUUGCUAACGACUUUCAGUUCCUCCCUGUUCUCUCGCAGUAG
Messenger RNA from Eremomyces bilateralis CBS 781.70, 2190 nucleotides. RefSeq lists its product as uncharacterized. The transcript has 5 exons. Bases 1 to 2190 code for a protein of 729 amino acids. Gene Ontology annotation, molecular function: DNA-binding transcription factor activity, RNA polymerase II-specific; zinc ion binding; RNA polymerase II transcription regulatory region sequence-specific DNA binding. Lineage: Eukaryota; Fungi; Ascomycota; Dothideomycetes; Eremomycetales; Eremomycetaceae. The record is from RefSeq and is a predicted model, not a curated record. Gene Ontology annotation, cellular component: nucleus. Gene Ontology annotation, biological process: regulation of DNA-templated transcription; cellular response to starvation.